GGCAUCGUUCCAUCAAGCAGUAAACCCUCACCGGACCAAACCUUCAUUAUGAAAUCCUGCAUCGUUUUCGCUUUAUUCGUGGCCGCUGCCUCGGCCGCCGCCAUCACCACCAACAGCAAGGAUGCUGUCAUCCUUCAACAGACAUUUGACAAUAUCGGCGUUGAGGGUUACGGCUUUGGCUUUGAAACUUCUGAUGGCAAAACAGCCCAGGAAUCUGCUGUAUUGAAGAACGUCGGUACCGAAAAUGAGGCUCUUGAGGUUCGCGGACAGUACUCGUACGUCGACCUCGAUGGAAAGGUCCACGAGACGACGUACACCGCUGACGAAAAUGGUUUCCAUCCCUCCGGAGCAGACAUUCCCCAGCUCCCUCAAGUCUAAACCACCAACACCAACGAAAAAUGUAGUCCAAAGUGACCUAACAAAGUGUUGUCGAUCAUCUGCAAUGUUAGGAUCUUGUACACUAAAAACACGAUAGGGUAGCGAAUAAAAUAUUUGUUUGAUUUA
Messenger RNA from Bombyx mandarina (wild silkworm), 504 nucleotides. RefSeq names its product cuticular protein RR-1 motif 5 (gene CPR5). Gene Ontology annotation, molecular function: structural constituent of chitin-based larval cuticle. Gene Ontology annotation, cellular component: chitin-based extracellular matrix. NCBI's taxonomy places the organism in Eukaryota, Metazoa, Arthropoda, Insecta, Lepidoptera, Bombycidae. The record is from RefSeq and is a predicted model, not a curated record.